Cladophialophora carrionii CBS 160.54 is the source of this 273-nucleotide messenger RNA. RefSeq lists its product as uncharacterized. Lineage: Eukaryota; Fungi; Ascomycota; Eurotiomycetes; Chaetothyriales; Herpotrichiellaceae. The transcript has a single exon. Bases 1 to 273 code for a protein of 90 amino acids. The record is from RefSeq and is a predicted model, not a curated record.
AUGACUCUGGAGAAUACCCGAGAGAGUCCGAGAGUCGACGCGUUCCUUCACGGAGGAACGACGGUAUGGGACUUCGGUUUGCUGGAACGCAGCUCUCAAGUCUCAGCGGUGCUCGGAACGCACGCGACGAAGCUCAGACACGAAGAUCUUGGGCGCUUCGGCAACGAGCGAGAAAGGCUGGCUGCUCUCGUGAAGUUCAUGGAUGCAGUCACAAACCCAAAGACGGUUCGGGAAGCCAUGGUUUAUCGCCCGAUCCUGGUCGAUUGGGAAUGA